GCGCGAUUUGACAGAAUCAAAACAGACACACAAAACAGCAGCUCCUUCACAUUGGCUGAUGAGUUCGCGAAUCUCUCGGGGAAAAUUUUCAAUUAUUUAUUAAAUCCGCUUUAAUAACGCAGCAAUUAGUGGUGAAAAAUGUUUACUUUGGUAGUGGCAAAGCCGCGCGAGCUGUAGCUGGUGAAAGUUUGGGCAGUUUUUUUUGGUGUGGCAGCUUGUGGAAGAAGGACGGUCAUCAUCGGAACCGGAUUGUCCUCAGGGAACCGUCGUCGACCUUGGCCGGGGAAGCAGUUUGGAAUUAAGUUCGUUCACGUGUUCGCUAUUGGCUCAACGACAUCGUCGAUGAGAUGCGCAAGAAGAGUCCCGCCUCGGUCCAGAAAUGGGUGGACUCGAUACAGAUCCCACCGGCGGGAGCCGCUGGCGGUCCCACGGUGGUCAUCGAUCCGGACGAACCAGGUCCAUCGGGCGAGCAGCUAGCACAUCCGGACCAGCUGACGGCUUCUGCGCCGGAUUGUGUAAUGGAACCAGCGGCGAUCGAGGAUCACGAUCAGGUACUUACUAUGGCAGCUACGCCCCAAACGCCGGCCCCGAUGGUUUCGAGCUCCGAUGAGGAAUUUAUCCCCUCGGAGGAACCCGCGGCGGUUGAUCACAAACCGGAGGGCGGCGAUCGAGGAUCGUCCUCGAUCAGCAUAAAAAAUCUUCUGUCGAAAAAGACGCUGCUGGAGAAGUUUAGCCGCAGCAACACCAACCUCGAGCAGGAGCCCAACCACCCGGAAGCCGACCACGAGGAAGCGUCGGAAGCUCGUAAAAGUACCUCGCUGGCAUCGAUCGGCAAAAUCAAGAUCAACGAAUUUUACGACAAGCUCAGCAUGAACAAGGCCAAGUACAAUCUGAUCAAGGCGAAGAAGCUCGAUCUGCGCAACAUGCUUAGUGGUGGAAGCCAGCGGCAAACGCCGGUCGAGGAAGCGCUGCCGGAGAUGGUGGUUGCCGUGCCGGAAGCGGAGGUGCAGGCGGCGGUGUCGUGCGCAGAUGUGACGCUGGCGGAGAGUGACGUGGAGUCCAAGAUGAUGCAGUCUGAGGCCAGCGGCAAGCUUAGCACCGGCGACAUCUACGAGUUCUCGUUCGAUGAGUCUUUCCCGAAGGACGAGGACAUCAUUCCCGAUGUCAGCGAGGACGAGGAAAAGGAAAACCUGGACAUUCCGAUGCAACCACCUCAGCAGCAUCAUCAUCAGGCUUAUGAUCACUACCUGAACCCGCCCAAGGCAACGCCGUACAGCACUCCCCGGAUGGGCAUCGGCAAGAUUGGCCGAAGUUCGAGUGAAAAUCCACGCGCCAACAAGCGGUUCAACCUGAUGGAAAUUGGGCGCAGCUUCAGCGAGAUGAACGACGACGACAACUUUGUGAUCAGCGAGUGCAACAACAGCUGUCCCAAUCCGUCCUCGCUGAACACCAGCUCCAGCAUCAACAACAGCAGCAGCAACAUCCUGGCCCGGUCCGUGCCGGUCAGUCCGAUUCCGCGCACGUCCAGCAAGCUCAGUAUUCAGCAGGAGAACAACUCGAUGUCGGAAACGCCGCGACGUCGCAGCGCCAUGCUCAUGAAGGACAGCUCGCUGCAGUCCGACUCGAGCCGGUGCUCAAGCGUGGAGAGUUUACUCAACGCCCGCAAACCGGACCCGGAACGGAUCCUUCUGAACUUGGGCUUCGGCCCGGCGCCGCACAGCACGGACGUUCUGUCGAAGAUUCCCAAAAGAUUCCUCAAACCGUCCCAGGUGCGGGGCGUCGACACGGAAGCAUUCCUGCGCCAGCAGCAGCUGUCCAUGCACAUCCACGAGAAUAGCGUCCUCGGCUAUCGCGGACUUGUCGGAAAUCCUCACAUCCCUCCCUCGAUGAUCGUGGCCAAAAUCAUGGAACGUUUCCAGGAAAACGAACGGGGUCGGCUGGUGCGGGGAAGCGUCCCCGGGCCCAUCGAUCUGCAGCAAUCUGCGGCAAUGUCCGGCCUCCACCAUCCUAGCAGCCGAGAAUCCUCCGGGCCUCCGUCACCCAUCCCGAUCCCACGCCACUCGUCGCUUGCCUCCGAGGGACGGAUCAAGUUCUAGAGGAUGUUCUUCUUCUAGGCCCGUCCCUCUAUCUCUAUUGCGGUCGUACUACGCGUACACAACCAUACUUUAGCUGUAGUAUUAGGUAUUACUUUGAAUCGCACACAUUAAUACACCCACACUUACAAAUCUGUUUUAGAAACUUCUAUGAAGAGAGCAUUGAACGAAGCAACAGGAAACUUGCGUGCAAGUUUUAAUACAAAUCUCAACGCUAUGCUGUCCGUCUGCUCUCUGAUGUCCACUAAUGACCUAUCGAGCUUUAGAAAACCUUUCGAAUCUCUACAUUCCUUGCAAAGGACUCUACCCUCGGGAAAUAUUUUCGGGACCCCCGCUACAAUUUUAUACGUAUGAAACUACAUUCCUCUCUAAACCAGAGCGCGUAACUCAGUAUUUCUUAGGCCGAAAGGGUUACACAAGACUAGAUACAUACACACUUAAACUUCUGGCACGGUUCAUUCAUAUUUUUGAUAGUAAUUUUCUCUAGCAGAGUAAGACUUUGAACCUUAUGACAAAAAAAAUCAAUAAAAAAAGAAUGUUGAGAGAGCAGAUUUAUCACAGGAUACAUAAACCGUUAUCAAUUACGCAAAUCUGCCUGUAGUACGCGGACUCAAUAUGAUAAGAAACAGAUAUGAUCAAAGUAAGCUCACCACUGUUUCUCAACUAUUACAAAAGUGGCGUUUGCAAACCGUUUUACGAUUUUUCCUAACUGUCUUUCACUUUCACACGACUUAAAUCAUACGAUGGGACGCACCACUUUUUAACUUAGAGAUACGUACUAUUGAAAUUUUUUUACAUGUGAAACGGUGGGGAAAGAAAUCUUAGCCGCACCUCCGCCGGUUGUUAAGACAGGCAGCAAUUUGAGAUCUACUUUGAAAAAAUUAAAUUCCCUGAAUCAAAAUGUUAGGAAAAAUGAUUGAACCAUAUUUAUACACACAAAUCCACAACCUACACAACUUGUAGUAAAACAGUAAAAAAUAUAUCAAGCCCUUGGCAAUCGUUGUUAGAAACAA
Messenger RNA from Culex quinquefasciatus (southern house mosquito), 3106 nucleotides. RefSeq lists its product as uncharacterized. Bases 348 to 2096 code for a protein of 582 amino acids. The record is from RefSeq and is a predicted model, not a curated record. Gene Ontology annotation, molecular function: signaling receptor binding. The transcript has 4 exons. Lineage: Eukaryota; Metazoa; Arthropoda; Insecta; Diptera; Culicidae.